AUGGAAAAUCAGAAAAAUGUCACAGAAUUCAUUUUUCUGGGGAUUUGGGAAAAUCAGAAAAUAGACCUCCUGUUGUUUUUCCUGUUCUUGCUUUGCUACCUGGCAGUCCUUGUGGGAAAUGUCACCAUUUUCCUCUCCAUCACCUGCAGCCACCUGAUUGAAAAACCCAUGUACUACUUCCUCUGCCACCUUUCCCUCAUGGACCUGUGCUACACCUCCAGUGUGGUGCCCAGGCUCCUCAGGGACUUAGCUGCGGAGAGAAAAAGCAUCUCCUACAACAGCUGUAUGACCCAGCUCUUCACUGCUCACCUACUGGCGGGAGUGGAAAUAUUCAUCUUGGUGUCUAUGGCUCUUGACCGUUACGUUGCCAUAGUUAAGCCGCUGCACUACAUGAUCAUCAUGGACCGGAAGAGGUGCAAUGUGCUCAUUGCUCUGGCCUGGGGAGUUGGUUUUUGGCACUCGCUUGCACUGCUUCUCAUGGUACUCAGCUUGCCCUUCUGUGGUCCUAACCAGAUAAAUCACUACCUGUGCGACGUGAAGCCUCUUUUGAAACUUGUUUGCAAAGACAUUCAUGUUGUCAGUAUCUUGGUGAUUGCUAAUUCUGGGAUGGUGGUGGUUGUCAUUUUUCUUGUGCUGAUGGUUUCUUACAUACUCAUUCUCUAUCAUCUUAGGACAAGGUCAUCUGCAGGACGUCGUAAAGCCCUGUCUACCUGUAGCUCUCACGUAAUGGUUGUAGUUUUAUUUUUUGUGCCCUGUAUUUAUAUCUACAUGCUGCCUACAGGAAACGAGAGCAGGGACAAGGAGAUCUCUGUGUGUUACAUUGUGAUCGCUCCCAUGCUGAACCCUCUCAUCUACACGCUGAGAAACGUGGAGAUGAAAAUUGCCAUGUGCAAGGUUUGGUCUCAAAUUAAAACUCAUUCAAAAUUAAAGUAA
This is a messenger RNA of Heterocephalus glaber (naked mole-rat), 933 nucleotides long. NCBI's taxonomy places the organism in Eukaryota, Metazoa, Chordata, Mammalia, Rodentia, Bathyergidae. The record is from RefSeq and is a predicted model, not a curated record.